Molecule: messenger RNA, 3484 nt
Organism: Brachypodium distachyon (stiff brome)
Lineage: Eukaryota; Viridiplantae; Streptophyta; Magnoliopsida; Poales; Poaceae
Product: coatomer subunit beta'-1
Exons: 25
Coding region: 189-2924 (911 amino acids)
Biological process (GO): intracellular protein transport; retrograde vesicle-mediated transport, Golgi to endoplasmic reticulum; endoplasmic reticulum to Golgi vesicle-mediated transport
Cellular component (GO): COPI vesicle coat
Molecular function (GO): structural molecule activity; protein binding
Source: RefSeq, a predicted model, not a curated record
CCACGAGCCUUGGCCCUCUCUCUCUCUCUUUCUCCCACCGGCCACCGAGCUCGCGAUCAGAUUCACUCCUCCCUCCCCGCCUCGCCUCGCCGCGCCGCGGUCCCGCCUCACCAACCCGCCGCCGCGGAUCUCCAGGGCUCAGUUCGGCCGCGUUCCGCCUCCGCUAGAUCUCCUUCGCCGCCGUCGCCAUGCCGCUCAGGUUGGAGAUCAAGAGGAAGUUUGCACAGCGGUCGGAGAGGGUCAAGUCGGUGGAUCUGCACCCCACGGAACCAUGGAUCCUGUCGAGCUUGUACUCGGGGAGCGUGUGCAUCUGGGAUUAUCAGUCACAGACCAUGGUGAAAUCAUUUGAAGUUUCAGAGUUGCCAGUGCGGUCAGCAAAAUUUGUAUCAAGGAAACAAUGGGUUGUAGCCGGUGCAGAUGAUAUGUACAUUCGUGUCUACAACUACAACACCAUGGACAAAGUUAAAGUUUUUGAGGCUCAUACUGAUUACAUCAGAUGUGUUGCUGUCCAUCCAACUCUUCCAUACGUGCUGUCCUCAUCUGAUGACAUGUUGAUAAAGCUGUGGGACUGGGAUAAAGGGUGGAUGUGCACUCAAAUCUUUGAGGGGCAUUCACACUAUGUCAUGCAAGUUACUUUCAAUCCAAAGGAUACUAACACUUUUGCAAGUGCAUCUCUUGACCGCACUACAAAGAUAUGGAGUUUGGGUUCUCCAGAUCCGAAUUUUACGCUCGAUGGACAUCAAAAGGGUGUGAAUUGUGUUGACUACUUCACUGGUGGUGACAGGCCCUAUUUGAUUACUGGUUCUGAUGACUCCACUGCAAAGGUCUGGGAUUACCAAACCAAGAGCUGUGUUCAGACACUUGAAGGCCAUACACACAACAUUUCUGCUGUUUGUUUCCAUCCUGAGCUUCCUAUAAUCAUUACUGGAUCAGAAGAUGGGACAGUUCGUAUAUGGCAUUCCACAACUUACAGACUUGAGAACACACUAAAUUAUGGCCUUGAACGAGUCUGGGCUGUUGGAUACAUGAAGGGAUCAAGAAGAAUGGUGAUUGGUUACGAUGAGGGAACUAUUAUGAUAAAAAUGGGACGCGAAGUACCAGUAGCAAGUAUGGAUACCAGUGGGAAAAUCAUUUGGGCAAAGCAUAAUGAGAUACAAACUGUGAAUAUAAAAACAGUUGGUGCAGGCUUUGAGGCUACAGAUGGGGAAAGGUUGCCCCUAGCCGUGAAGGAAUUAGGAAGCUGUGAUCUUUACCCACAGAGCUUGAAGCAUAACCCCAAUGGCCGAUUUGUUGUUGUGUGUGGAGAUGGUGAAUACAUAAUCUAUACUGCUCUUGCUUGGAGGAAUAGGUCAUUUGGAUCAGCGUUAGAGUUUGUUUGGUCAUCAGAAGGAGAGUAUGCAAUCAGAGAAAGUACAUCAAGAAUAAAGAUUUUCAAUAAAUCUUUCCAGGAGAAGAAAACCAUCCGUCCUACAUUCUCAGCAGAGCGCAUCUUUGGUGGUGUGCUGUUGGCAAUGUGUUCCAGUGACUUCAUUUGCUUUUAUGACUGGGCAGAUUGUAGACUCAUACGCCGAAUUGAUGUGACUGUCAAGAACGUCUACUGGGCUGAUGGUGGUGAUCUAGUUGCAAUAGCAAGUGAUGCAUCAUUCUACAUCCUGAAGUACAAUAGAGAUGUUGUUGCUGCUUAUCUUGAAGGUGGUAAGCCUGUGGAUGAGGAAGGUGUUGAAGAUGCUUUUGAGCUGCUUCAUGAGGUCAAUGAGCGAGUGCGGACAGGGAUUUGGGUUGGAGACUGCUUUAUUUAUAACAAUUCAUCAUGGCGACUAAAUUAUUGCGUUGGUGGUGAGGUCACCACGAUGUAUCACUUGGAUCGCCCUAUGUAUUUGAUGGGAUAUCUUGCGAACCAAAGUCGAGUUUAUCUUAUUGACAAGGAGUUUAAUGUCAUUGGGUACACAUUACUUCUCAGUUUGAUAGAAUACAAGACACUUGUGUUGCGUGGGGAUUUGGAACGUGCAAAUGAGAUUUUACCGUCCAUACCAAAGACACAGUAUAAUAGUGUUGCUCAUUUCUUGGAAUCCAGAGGAAUGUUGGAGGAGGCACUUGAGAUAGCCACUGACGCUGAUUAUAAGUUUGACUUGGCUGUGCAGCUUGGAAGAUUAGAAGUUGCGAAGGAUAUUGCUGUAGAAGCACAAAGUGAAUCUAAGUGGAAGCAGUUGGGUGAGCUUGCUAUGUCCACAGGCAAGCUUGAAGCAGCGGAAGAGUGCCUUCUGCAGGCCAAGGAUUUAAGUGGCUUGUUGCUACUAUACUCAUCUCUUGGAGAUGCUAUCGGAAUCGAAAAACUUGCUUCUCUAGCAAAAGAGCACGGAAAAAACAAUGUUGCUUUCCUCUGCCUCUUUAUGCUUGGUAAAUUGGAAGAUUGCAUACAAUUGCUUGUAGACAGCAAUCGUAUACCUGAAGCUGCAUUAAUGGCACGUUCUUAUCUUCCUAGUAAAGUUUCAGAGAUUGUAGCAACAUGGAGAAAUGACCUCAGUAAAGUUAAUCCAAAAGCUGCAGAUUCUUUGGCAGAUCCUUCUGAGUAUCCAAAUUUAUUUGAAGACUGGCAGGUUGCACUUACUGUUGAAAAGAAUAUUGCCUCCCAGAGGGGACAUUAUCCUUCUGCUGAUGAAUACUUGAACUAUGCUGACAAGUCAGACAGCACUCUUGUGGAAGCUUUCAAAAGGAUGCAAGUCAUUGAAGAUGAGGAACCUGUAGAUGAACAUGAUGAAAAUGGAGAGCCUGAUGAAGAGGUAUUGGAAGAGAAUAAAAUGGAGGAGAACACGGAUGAAGCUGUCCAAGUUGAUAGUGAUGAACCUGAAGAGACUGUUCUUGUAAAUGGAAAUGAGGGUGAGGAACAGUGGGGUACGAACAAUGAAGGAACUUCGCCAGCCUAAAAGAAUUGUUUGGCCAAUGUAAAAACCCAAUUGUCUAUGUUCUAACCCAACAUGAGUAGGCGCCGAGGAGGAAACCACGGCUCAGUGAUUGCAUUGCUGUUUCUGAGGGUAACAAUUGCAAUCUCAAUUUUUUAUCAUGGAGCACUGGAAUUGGUUGAUGCAUGAGCCACGUAUUGCUUGUUAUUCGAACCCCUCAAACAAGGGAGUCCAAACUCAAGAAUGGAAGGAUGCUAGUCUAGUGGUAUCAAUCCUGGCAGACUUCUCUGCAGCAACAUAGGCAAUUCUUUCGUCCAAGAUACAUUUUUCGUAUCCAGGUUUCCAUGUACCAGAAAAUCAAUGGGUUGGGUGCAGAGUUGAUUGUGGUGAAGAGCUCUUGAAUAAUUGUUAUAGAGAUGUGUAGCAUAUGCCAUACUACAGUAGCCAUAACACUUUGUAGGAGAUCAAAGUUUCCUUUAGGCAUUCAAUGUAAUUUUGUGCUAUUUCCAUAUACAUGUAGCAUAUGAUCGUGGCCCAAAAUGCUUGCCCGUGUAUUAUUCCAUAAAGUUUUACCUGAUUGUCAA